Molecule: messenger RNA, 2338 nt
Organism: Lepisosteus oculatus (spotted gar)
Lineage: Eukaryota; Metazoa; Chordata; Actinopteri; Semionotiformes; Lepisosteidae
Biological process (GO): spermatogenesis
Source: RefSeq, a predicted model, not a curated record
CUGAAUGGCCUGUCCAGGCAGUAUCAGUCAAAAUGUCAGGCUUAUUCUCAGAUUGAGUUACAAGAGCAGUCCUGCCUGUCGCUCUGACAAUGGACACCGGCACUGAAUAAGAGGCUGAAACUUUAAUGAGAAAAACUUGAUCCCAUUGCCAGGUAACCAGCAGAACCAUGACAGAUGCCCCUCACCGGUCUGGUUAUCCAGCACAGGUCCUGCAUUCAGGGAGCACCAAACGUAGGGUGAGAUCCAACAUUUUAGGUUAGUGGGAUCCGGGAUGAAAAAAUAAACAGGGAAGGAGACAUGAAACAACACAUGAUUUUAUAAAACGGGAUUCGAAAAUCCAAACAGUUUAAUCUGACUCCAGAAUAAAACUAUUCAUUACUGGGUUUCUGGAGGCAGAACCCAGAUGAAGUGAAGAGGCAGGAGACGGCGAACGUUGAUGGUGUUGAAAAAGCUGUGAGACCUUUCAGGAGUAAACAUGAACCCGGCACUUUGGAAAACCUACAAGAGCAAGGUGCUGAAAACCUUGAACCCAGAUUUUGAGGAGGACGCAGUGGAGCAGAGCAAUGAAGUUGAAACUGACCUUGCUGCUACCCCAGAAGACGAGGGUGCGAGUGCUGUCUCCCAGCUUGCAAGAAAGAUGCAGGGUGCUGGUGCCAAAGGCUGGAAGAGCAUGUCUGCGCUGUUCAGCAGGGAGGACGAACACAAGCUCCUGGCGUCCGAGAGCCAACCCGCGGCGGACCACCCAUUGGCACCGAAACAGGAGGAGCCUCGUCUGAACAAGAGGGCCACGGGAUUCUGGGAUAGCUUCGCGACCAAGUGGCAGCAGCAGUCCGCCGCAAUGAAGGAGGCCGAGAGCGAGCUCGCGGGCGAGGUGGUGCCCGAGGACGCCGGGUCAACCCCGGAGGAAGGGGGGAUAGAGGAGGGGGAGAGCAACAACUCCACCAAGUACACAACACUGGGAGGGGCCGAGGACACGGGCUUCAAGUGGAACUUUGUGACCAGCAAGCUGGCUGAGCUGAAGAGCAAGAGCCAGGCAAAGACCAACUAGCCAGCGACAAGGAAGAGAAAACUAGGAGACCCACAAAACCCCCCUCCUUUUCCCCAUCCUCCAAACACCAGGCUGGUUUCCUGCGUGGAGGCCCUUAUGCAGUUUACUGUGGUAAAAUCAGAGUAAAGUGUAGUAAAGCACAGUGAAAUGAUGCUGAAAGCAUGGUAAAGCACAAAGCAAGCCAUGGAAACUCAAAGCAAAGCAUAGCUGAAUCCAUACGAGCAUUGGGAAAGCUAGAGAUUUACCAUAGUAAACGUGUGUAAGGGCCAUGCCACCUUUUGACAUAAAGGCUGACUGGUGCAGUAGUCUCAGGUGAUUGACAAGACUGUCUCUUAUAUAGUCUCAGGGCAAGAUGCCUCUUAUCUGACGUUUUAAUCUGUGAAACAAUAGCAUAUUUAGGGAAAGAAUUACUGCAUUUUGGACACUCUUUCUACUAAUACAGAAAAUGGUUACCAGCAUUUCUCCAGGAAGGAAAAAAACAGUAAAAAGAGAAAGUGGAUUUGUCAAAAAUGCAGCUUUUCUUUUGCUGCUCAGAUAAAGGAGCACAGGAGAACAGUUAGCUGUGAUGGUGGUCUGUCAGCUCUGUAUUGAUAUAGGAGGGAGUGGGGGAACCCAAAUCUUUCCUAUAAAAGACAAUAAAAAUGAUGGCAACAUGGGGGGUGAGUAAAGUAAAUAUUCAGACAGGAGUUUGAAAGAGAAAGGCAAGGGGAUUUGUGCUGAACUACUAUUCAGAUGCAGUUGACGUGUAACUACUUACAGAGGGUAUGUGUAAAUUCAGACCCAAAUGUGACACAUACUGUAUGACAUACCUGUAGACAUUCCUGCACUGUGGAUUUAGGGUCUUUUAUUGAAAUGGUAAUGACAGGGAACCACUGCUGUACUUAUUAUUGCUGUGUUUUAAUUGAAAUGGCACAGUGAGUAGAUACAACAUCAUAGGGGGUCUGCUAUUGUUCGUUUUUUUUGUUUCUUGUAUUUUUCUCUUUGUUUUGCUACUUCCUCUCUGGUGUUUUCUUGAACUCACUACAGCCCUCUUUCAUCCGCAGGAACCUGUAGCAAUAAGAAGUCACCCACAGUCACUUCCGGGCAGCUGGGGCCCAACUCUGUCCUCUGUUGCAGUGGUCUUUUUUCACCCCAGCACCUUAUUGGUAUAAUUUUAUCGUUAGAACAAGGCUAAAAAUAGUAUUUCUGACUUUCCAAAUAUUGUUUCUUUGUUUCUGGUUAUAAAAAUGUUGCCUGAAUACCUUAUUCACCCAGUAGUGAAGAGUGUCUGUAAAUUUAGAAUAAAAUGUA